This is a messenger RNA of Quercus robur (English oak), 875 nucleotides long. Its product is annotated as probable histone H2A variant 3. Gene Ontology annotation, molecular function: protein heterodimerization activity; structural constituent of chromatin; DNA binding. The transcript has 2 exons. Gene Ontology annotation, cellular component: nucleosome. NCBI's taxonomy places the organism in Eukaryota, Viridiplantae, Streptophyta, Magnoliopsida, Fagales, Fagaceae. The record is from RefSeq and is a predicted model, not a curated record. The coding region runs from base 225 to 629 and encodes 134 amino acids.
GCCUUUUCGUUUUCUUUUUCCCCAAAUACACGACAAGAAAGCACGGGCCUCCUCUCACCCCGAUCCUUGUUUGACUGUGUAUCACACUAGUUUCUACUUUCUACCCCAAACCAAAAUCGAUUUUUCUAUAUCUCACAGAGUUAAGAGUCAGAGGAGCUCGAUAUCCCUCUUGAUAGUUCAAUCAAUCAAAUUGGUUCGAUUAGAUUAGAGAUUUAGCAGAAAAGAUGUCAGGGAAAGGCGCAAAGGGUUUGAUAAUGGGCAAAACCCUAAGCAAGGACAAGGACAAAGACAAGAAAAAGCCCGUCACUCGUUCCUCUCGAGCUGGUCUUCAGUUCCCUGUUGGUCGUAUUCACCGUCUCCUUAAGACAAGGGUCAUGGCCCAUGGAAGAGUUGGUGCAACAGCUGCUGUGUACUCUGCUGCCAUCUUGGAAUACCUGACUGCAGAAGUUUUGGAGCUGGCAGGCAAUGCAAGCAAAGAUCUGAAAGUGAAGCGUAUAACACCUAGGCAUCUUCAGCUGGCAAUUCGUGGUGAUGAAGAACUUGAUACACUCAUCAAAGGAACAAUAGCCGGUGGUGGUGUGAUUCCUCACAUUCACAAGUCACUCAUCAACAAGUCUGCAAAGGAUUGAGGUUAUAUUGGGAUCCUUAUAUUGUUAACUUUUAAAAAGUGGGAUUUCUGUGUACAUUUUGCUGACAUCUAUGGUGGAUAUUGGCCCUUUUGUAGGAUUGGCAAUUAUUGGGACCUUCCGCGGUUAUCACAGGAUAUUGAUUCUAUUUUGUCUUGGUAGUUGUUGGGGACAUUUGGCAUGGUUGUUUUGUAGUAUUUCUGUCUGAAUGUAUUUAUUUUUCUAUGAAGGUUACAUCUUGAACUUGAA